AUGGGAAAAUCUAUCACAGCGAAGGCAUCCUCGGCGAUGACAAAAAAGUUGGGCGUGUCUAAGAUGAAAACGACCUCUGUGGCUAAAAAGGCGGUAAAAAAACGAGUUGAAAUUGACCUACAACAGCCUAAAGACAGGGAUCCCAUCAAUUCCAAGCUGGUGUCUGAAACCCAGACUGAAGAGAAGCGUGUUGCUGAUGACAAUGAAGUGCAAUGCUUGGCUGAUGAGAUUGAGGCAACACAAAUUGCAGAACGAGAAGCUCGCAGGAGUGGGCAUUAUGACAGCAUUGUUCCAAACUUGUCAGAGGGGUGGAUGCAGAAUUUAUAUUCAGGAGAUGCUGUCGACGAAGCAUUGGAACGCCAUGACCGUAUCCAUACGGGUAACGCGCUUUUUAUUGCGUGGGAAGAACGUUUUCCGGGCGCUUGGAACCAACCUUGCCUCCGGUAUGACGAUCCUUUUAACAAUAAUACAGGGACAGCAACUUGUGAAGAUCAUUUUGCCCGCAUUUUCACAUCGAUGAAUUUGGAUAACAGUCAAUUGACUAAGUACCUCAUUGCCGCAUUUGACACUGAAACGAUGGAGUUUGAAGAUAAACUGGAUGACAACCAUUUCUUUUCAGGCGAAAUGAACAAUCCACGUCUAUGCUUGGAGCAUCCCUUGGUGGGCUUUUGGUUACUACUAAUUUGCUCCAAAUUGUUUGACUAUCCUUGGAUUAAUGAGUUUCUGUUGGAGUAUUACGACGACCCGCCAUCUGCAAUUGUUGACGCAAUCAAACAAAGGAGAAGUGACAAGUCCAAGAAAGCUCCUCCAAACCAAGAACUAGUGAAGGAACCGGAUCCGCCUUGUAUUCAAAAAAUAUACGAUUCAAUGUAUUCUAUUGACAAACCAGGCACGGAUGUUCAACGCAAUUCCGCCAGCUCCGCGGGCAAAACUCAAAUCGCUUUGCAUCUCUACAAAGUGACAAUGACUCGUCCGACGGUAGUGGAAGUCAAGAGUUUGACGCGAGCGAACAUUGUGGAUGACGCAAUGGAGGAAGACGAUGAUGAUGAACGGGUCAAUAGCGAUGGGAAAAAUCCGCACGAUGAGGCCAUGGACGACAACACUUCACCGUUGAUUUCCCACAACCUCACGGCAACACAAGACUCAGCAGGUACAGGGACCCUUAUGGAGCCCUCGGAAACAACUCCUCCUUGUGUUCAACGUCCUUCAACACUGGCCAAACGGAUCUCAAACCUCAUUCAGGUGAAUAUGGAAGGCGUACCAGGCAAGUGUCACAUCUUUGAGACUACUUUCUCUGUGGACUAUCAAAGGUUGGAUUCAGGAACUGUGGCGGAGGCUUCUGCCAAGGCCGUCCAAGACUACCUUCAUACCGGACUACGUCAAUUGGGUAGAGGCGCUGGGUGCUACCCUUCUCCGUUGCAGUAUGGAGAAAUUGUGAAGAUCGGAUCAUGCUCGUUUAUUCCUGCAGAAGUCAACUUCUCAGCUAAUGCAAAGGAGCUGAUGAGACUAUUUGAUUUUGAAGUACCUAUUGGUAUCAAGAUGGACUGGAUUUCUAUUCCGUACAUGGGCCGAGCAAAGUGCGAUGAACGGUCCCCUGGAGUGACUAGUCCACAUUGUUUCACUUGGAGGAUUCAUGCCAAGAGAGUUGAUUGCACUUUGAGGUUGAUUCUCCACCCAGCAAGUGCAAAACCUGACUUUCCAUUCGCAGCACCGGCCACCUACAUGAGUGAUUGGAAGUUGGCGCAACAAGGAUUGCUGAGUGUCAAGGCCUACGGUCUGGUGAAGGAUGCGAUCCUGACCUUGAUCAGAAAGUUACGGGAUUACUACAUUUUGACGGAUGUUCUUUAUCCAGGCAUCAACUUCACUGGAAUUUUCAAAUUUGCUACUACACGGUUGUACGGUUCUUGCACCCUGUUCAAACUGCUCUUGUCUAUCAAGGCCACUCCGGCCCAGGCUGAUCAAGCUUUCACAGCUGGCAAAGACAAACCCUCUCCAACAACUGCCAAUGACGACUCAUCUGAAGAGGAGGACAACAAUGAAUCUCAAGAGGGAGCGGUUUCUCUAUCCGGGGCAUUCACAAAGGUGACAAAGAAGAAGAAGAAGAAGAAAAAGAAGAAGUUGCCCCUUCCGAUAACCUCAAGAAUCAUUUUCUCAAAGAUCUGUCCACUCUUCUUGAUGAUCCUUCCUGGAGAAAUGGAAGGCUCUUACAUCUUUGUAUGUCACAAGAAGUACGGUCAGUUGGCUCGAAACAUGUUGAGAGGGAUAGUUCCGUUCUUGAUUCAUCACCUGUGCGAACUUACCGAUAUGCAAGCUGAUCGAGUCUUGGGUAAAUGGAUAAAUGGAUUCCCAAAUCAGAGAUCCAGGCAACGCGUUUCGACCAAGGUGGAGGAAGCUCUGGAGUUUUUGGACGAUGUGAUUGAAGACACCACCAAUGUCUACCAAGGUCAACUCUCAAUUGAUAUGGAUAUGGCGAACGCCAAGGAUAUUGACAAUGGACAAACGGUCACGGGGAUGCUUGAUGAAAUGCAAGAACGUGAACAACAACUGGAGGAUGCCUUUUUGGAAAUCGAAGCUUGUGACAACGCCUUGGCGGCUAAAGAUCAGGCCCUGGCUCAGCAGAAGGCCAAAAUUACGGCCCUCCAAGCCCAACUUGACGCUCUUCAACGUCAAACAGUUCACCACUUGGCCAUCAACUUGCAACCACUUGCUCAAAACAAUGAGGUCUCUCCACAUUGGUCCAAAUUUACUACGCCACCAAAAAAGAGGAAAAGCAAGGAUAUACUUCCACGGUUAAGAGGAGCGUUGACAGGUCUACGGCUGGUCUUAAGCCGCCCACUAAGUCAACUUGCACCAGCACGUCUGUUCACUUCCAGCAGCCGAAGCAGCGGUCUCAGAAAAAGUCUCAGGAGACUGCCUUGGCAACGACCACCGCUGUCGCCCUUCACUAGCUACUUGCGUCACCUUCCAGAACCUUAA
Messenger RNA from Cylindrotheca closterium, 2976 nucleotides. NCBI's taxonomy places the organism in Eukaryota, Bacillariophyta, Bacillariophyceae, Bacillariales, Bacillariaceae. The record is from the annotation of a GenBank genome assembly.